Colletotrichum acutatum is the source of this 999-nucleotide messenger RNA. RefSeq lists its product as uncharacterized. The record is from RefSeq and is a predicted model, not a curated record. Gene Ontology annotation, molecular function: arylformamidase activity. The transcript is spliced from 4 exons. The coding region runs from base 1 to 999 and encodes 332 amino acids. Lineage: Eukaryota; Fungi; Ascomycota; Sordariomycetes; Glomerellales; Glomerellaceae.
AUGGCCCCCGCAGACUCCAAAUUCGCCCUCAACGAAAACGGCAUCCCGCCGUUCGAGUCCCUGCCCCUCGGCAAAGACGACCCGCGCUUCUCGGCCUGGGGCCUCUACGGCGACAAGGACGAGCUGGGGACGCUCAACAGGUUGACCGACGAGCGCGUUGCUGCUGCUGCGAGGGAGGAGAUUAAGACGGGCGCGAGAGUCUCCCUAAACUGGCCCCUGACAGCCCAAUCCGCCCCCUUCUUCAACCGCCGCGCCUUCCACCACGACCUCUACCGCAAGCACCCGCGCUUCGUAAACGACGACGAGUGGACCUUCAACUCGCAGUCGUCGUCGCAGUGGGACGGCCUCCGGCACUUCGGGUACCAAAAGGAAGAAAAGUUCUACAACGGCGUCUCCAUGGACGAGGUCCACGCCGUGGACGAGGAGGGGAGGCGGUCGACUGUGAAUGGGAUUCAAGGUAACCGUCUCUCUCGAAAAGCCUGGCAGAAACACGGCAUCGUCGGCAGAGGCAUCCUCGUAGACUACCACACCUGGCGCCUCGAGCAGAACAUGCCCUACGACCCCUUUGCGCGCGACUCCAUCCCCGUCGCGGAUCUCCAAGCCUGCCUCAAGGCGCAGGGCACCGAGGUCAAGUUUGGCGACAUACUCGUCACCCGCACAGGCUUCACAGCGACACACGCCUCCCUCGCGCCCCAAACCCUGUCCAACCACCUCGCCGCCAGCCCACAAACCUUCUCCGGCGUAGCCCAAUCCGAAGAGACCCUCCGCUGGGUCUGGUCCAACUUCUCCGCCGUGGCAGGCGACCAGCCGUCCUUCGAGUGCUGGCCCCACCGCGACCCAACGCACUGGAUGCACGAGGUCCUCCUCGCCGGCUGGGGCAUGCCCAUCGGCGAGCUCUUCGACCUGGAAGCGCUGGCGGCGCAGUGUAAGCGCGAAAAGAGGUGGAGCUUCUUCGUCGUGAGCGAGCCGUGUAAUGUCCCCGGCGGGGUUGCGAGGUAA